UGUUACCAGCCGCGAGCUGCGCAGCUGCCCAUCUGCCCAGCCGGCCAGCCAGCCAGCCUCUUGGGCCCAGGCUCCUCGUGAUCAGCGUCCAGUGUCCGUUCUCACACACAUGGCCACCUGCUAUAUAUACAGGCCACGUCGCUAAGGCCUCUACUAUCACGACGUUAUUCAUAUCUAUCUCCUACAGCACAGACAAUCAUGUACCCGACCCGCUUCCCCUUCAACUCGAACCAGCCGCACCGCCUGGCGACUGAUGUUGAUCCCUCCAAGCUCUCGUCGGUCCGGAACAUUCAGCAGGCCUCUUCGCAGGUCAACCGUAUGGCACGCCGCGACCCAGCCCUCUACCCGCUGUCGUUUAUCAUGGUCGGCAUUGCGGCCGUGACCGGCUACUUUAUGAUGAGCAAGACGACCGAGACCGGCCUGGACCGCAGCAUGCAGGCGCGCGGCAUGGUCAACCCAUGGGACGACGAGAGCAAGCACGAGGUACAGGCUGGCCAGACCGCCGCGUUCAAGUAUCGCUACAAGACACGCGACGGACACAUGGAGGACGGGUACCCAACUAUGAACGUCGAUGUGCGCAAGGUUAAGGGCGACACCGAGCACAAGUACCACACCUCGUAAUUCCGGAGAGGAGCGCAUCAGAAGUCAGAAGGAUAAAGAGUGAAACGAGAACAAGAUCAGAAGUGAUUCCAUGCAUAAGCGAUG
Cutaneotrichosporon oleaginosum is the source of this 705-nucleotide messenger RNA. RefSeq lists its product as uncharacterized. The record is from RefSeq and is a predicted model, not a curated record. NCBI's taxonomy places the organism in Eukaryota, Fungi, Basidiomycota, Tremellomycetes, Trichosporonales, Trichosporonaceae.